Messenger RNA from Candidula unifasciata, 1275 nucleotides. The record is from the annotation of a GenBank genome assembly. Lineage: Eukaryota; Metazoa; Mollusca; Gastropoda; Stylommatophora; Geomitridae.
AUGGAGUUUUGCCGGCAUUUCUACAAUCAGUUCAACGACUCCCUUCGUGGAUUUGAUCACAGAACCUCCAAUACGACAUGGAGCCAGUACGUACAGAUGUGUAACUCCACCCGACGAGGCAACAUCAGCCAGGUCAACGACUUCAUCAUCCUCCCCUACCUCCUCAUCUUUCUCUUGUCGGUGGUUGGGAACACUUUGGUGAUACUGACUCUGGUGAGGCACAAGAAGAUGAGGACAGUUACCAACAUGUUUCUGUUAAACCUGGCCAUCAGUGACCUCCUCCUGGCUGUGUUCUGUAUGCCCUUUACUCUGAUACCCAUGAUGAUGGAGAGAUUUAUUUUCGGUCCUGUCGUUUGUAAGCUCAUCAGAUACGCCCAGGCGGUGUCCGUUGGAGUCAGCUGCGCCACUUUGGUAGCCAUUUCCAUCGAGAGAUUUUACGCCAUCUGCCAGCCGUUGAAGUCUCGCAGGUGGCAAACGCUGAGCCAUUCCUACAAAGUGAUCCUGGCCAUCUGGCUCGUCUUCGCGACUCUGAUGGUACCUAUUGCCGUGUUCAACAAACUUCUGGAGCUAAACAACGGCGCCUACGCUUGCAGGGAGAUCUGGCCCAUCCAUGUGAUGGAGUGCCUGUACACGAUCCUCCUGGACAUCGUCCUCCUCGUCUUGCCCUUGUUUCUCAUGGGUUAUUCCUACGGCCGAAUCUCCAAAGACUUGUGGUCAGAGGUCAGCCUAACGGCCGGUUCUGAACCCAGCGACGUCGUAGAGAAACAAAAUGGCUACACGUCACCUCAGAACAAGUCACCCUUGCUCCCAAGGCGGCAAAUCGCUAGAAGCAUCUCAACGGAAUCAUCUAGCGGCAAAUGCCAACUGGAAGUCUUACGUCCGGCCUACUACUGCCGAGUCUUAGCCAACAAGAAGAGGGUUGUCAAGAUGCUUUGUGUUGUCGUUUUGGAAUAUUUCAUUUGCUGGACUCCCUUGUUCGUCUUGAAUUCGUGGACCGUUUUAAAUUACGUCAGUGCCCGAGAAAAUAUAACGCCAUUACUGAAAACAAUAAUCCUACUUCUGUCGUACUUGUCCUCCUGCAUACACCCAAUCACUUACUGUUUCAUGAACCGAAGGUUUCGCCAAAGUUUUGCAGACGUCUUCAGGUGUUGCUUUCGGAAGAAACUGUCUUCGGCUUUCUUCAGCGUAGCAACGGGUGUUAGUGACCGUGCCGAUACGCUGAACACAAGGCAAAGUCCUAGGCAUGUAAAAAUUACGUGGAAACGUAAAUCGUAA